CGGUCGCGGCGUGCUCUUUAAGGUGCUGACAGCACUUGGAGCGAGCAAUCCGCUUAGCGAGCGUUGAAAUUAAACAUUUUAUGCCUUUCAGUUGAUUCCAAUUACAAAUCUCAUCACUACGCUGAAACAAGGGGACCUGCCGUCUGCGCACCGUGUGUUCUCGAGGUCUCGCAGCGCGGGGCUGGCAGGGCGAACGUUUGUUUCUUUCUCUUGUUUUUCUCUCUUUACUAGGAAAGUGUUUCACACAAGGACAUUGCAUUCUGCAACCGCAGGAAUCUACUCUCGAAAAAAACAUGUGUUCGAGAAGAGAUUGCCGACUGAAUGUGCCCGUCCUGGUCUUGAUUCUGUGUGCUUUGGCGAUGGAGGCACACGGUCAAGAUUACUAUCCUGAGCAGGUGGAUGCAGUCAGCCCAAGGGGGGAUGUGCUGGAGAGGGAUGGAGGACGCAGCCCAUACCCCACCACAUAUGACAUGGAGAGAGAGAUCCCCCUGGUCACCACCGUGCCCCCACUCAACGUUCACAACCACCACUCCCUCUUCAAGGGGUUCCCCUUCCAUGAGGCCCCUCCCAUCAGCAGCCUUCAGGGGCAGGAGCAGAUUUUUGAGGAUGGCAGAGGUGUGGACAGGCACUCCACAGCACCAGCUGAGAAUCGUCACCCUGCCGGUCACCCCCUUACCCGGCUUGUCCCACAUAAGGACGUGCCCGCCUUCUCUGAUUUGGCGGUCACCACAGCCACCAAGGCAGCCACACCCCCCAUGGCUACCACAGGAUCCGCCCUUCAUAAGUUACAGGUACAAGGUGUGGUACAGGGCAUAGCCUCAAAGAAAGAUGGGACCUUGAUGACGGAGCACGAGGCCGUGACCUCUGACCCCCUGACCACCACUGUCCUGCGCACCUCCGACCUCCCACCUCUCAACAACAGCCCCACGAGGGGUGGACCUUCGGAGCGUGAGGUGGUUGGCCCUGCGCUGCCGGUCCUCAUGUCAUCAGGUAGAAAGGAUGCCGCGGCAACGCAAGAGCCGGCAGGGGAGCAGAACCCGGGCCCCGUCAGCGAGGUCACCGCAGUGAUGUCAUUGUCCUCCGGAGACACGGACGAGGAAACCACGACCACCACCAUCAUCACCACCACCAUUAUCACCACCAUGCAGACGCCAGUUCCCUGCAGCACCAACCUCACCAUACUGGAGGGGUACAUCGAGUUUCCCCCUCAGCCCAUCGUGUGGUCCUACCCCAGCCUGGACUGCACCCACACUGUGACUGUCUACAUGGGCUAUGGAGUGGAGAUCCAGGUGCUGAACAUCAGUCUGUCAGAGGGGGAGACGGUGACACUGGAGGACCUGGGCAGCCGGGAGCCCUCGGUGGUGGCGAACGAGUCCAUCCUGAUGAAGGGGUUGGUGGUACGUAGCCGGAGCAACCAGAUCGCCGUCCGCUUCCAGAGCAAGCAGCCUCGGCCUGGCUCCUUCCUGUUACGCUACCAAGCAUUCCUGCUGAGCUGUGUCUUUCCCCAGCGGCCGGCCUAUGGGGAUGUGUCAGUCAGCAGCCUGCAUUCAGGAGGAGAGGCCUACUUCUACUGCUCCACCGGCUACCAGCUGCAGGGCCCCUCCACUCUCACCUGCCGCAAUGCCACCACCCCCUACUGGAGUGGAAAGGAGCCACAGUGUGUGGCUGCCUGUGGGGGAAUGAUUAAGAAUGCCACAGUGGGUCGCAUCGUGUCCCCUGGUUUCCCCAGCAACUACAGCAACAACCUGACCUGCCACUGGGUGCUGGAGGCCCCAGAGGGCCACCGGCUGCACAUCCACUUUGAGAAGGUGGCCCUGGCUGAGGAUGACGACAGGCUGCUGAUAAAGAAUGGGAACAACAUCGAUGCUCAGCCGGUGUACGACUCCUACGAGGUGGAGUACCUGCCCAAUGAGGGCAUUGUUAGCUCCAGUCGCCACCUCUUCAUUGAGCUCACCACUGACGGCUCAGGCACAUCCACCGGCACUGCCAUCCGAUAUGAAGCCUUUGCCAAGGGCCACUGCUAUGAGCCCUUUGUCAAAUAUGGCAACUUCACCAGCAGCGAUGCCACAUUCGCCGUGGGCGCAGUGGUGGAGUUCGCCUGUGAUGCUGGCUACACUCUGGAGCAGGGCUCUGUCACCAUGGAGUGCAUGGACCCCAGCAACCCACAAUGGAAUGAGACAGAGCCGGCCUGUAGAGCGGUGUGCAGUGGGGAGAUCACAGACUCCGCGGGGGUGGUGCUGUCCCCAAACUGGCCCGAGGCCUAUGACAGAGGCCAGGACUGCAUCUGGGGCAUCCACGUGGAAGAGGACAAGAGGAUCAUGCUGGACAUUCAACUCCUUAACGUGGGAAAGAACGACCUCUUGACCUUCUACGAUGGUGACGACUUGACAGCCAAGAUGCUGGGCCAGUACAGUGGCUCACGGCCACGCUUCAAGCUCUACACCUCCUCAGCGGACGUCACCAUCCAGUUCCAGUCUGACCCUGCCACCAAUGUCUACGGCUACCACAAUGGCUUCGUUGUGCACUUCUUCGAGGUCCCUCGGAACGACACGUGUCCCGAGCUCCCGGAGAUCUCCAAUGGCUGGAAGAGCACAUCGCACCCCGAGCUCAUCCAUGGCACGGUGGUCACCUACCAGUGCUACCCCGGGUUCGAGGUGGUGGGCACUGAGAUUCUCAUGUGCCAAUGGGAUCUCACCUGGAGUGGGGACCUGCCCACCUGCGAGAGAGUGAUAUUGUGCACUGACCCCGGGGUGGUGGAACACAGCCGCAGGGUGAUGUCUGGACCUCGGCUCACGGUUGGCUCCACGGUGCAGUACAUCUGUAACAAGGGCUAUGCGCUGUCUGGCAACAGCCUGCUGACCUGCUACAACCGAGAUGCCUCUGGACCCAGGUGGACGGAGAGACCACCCAAGUGUGUCCCUGAGGCGUAUGAGGCCUGCAGAAACCCCGGGGCCUCCCCCUUCAGCAUUCAGAGCGCUGAGAAGCGUGUCUACCAGGCGGGGGAGACCCUGCACUUCUCCUGCCUCACUGGCUACGAGCUGCGGGGGGAGCCCAGCAUCCGCUGUGUUCCUGGACACCCCUCACGGUGGAGUGGCGCACCCCCUACCUGCAAAGCCCUCUCCUCAGUGGAGUAUGUGAAUGAGCGGCGCCUGGAUGUCUCUAGUUCGGACUUCAGCAUGGACGGGACCAGCGUGGCAAUGGCCGUCUUCAUCCCCGUCGCCCUCGUCCUGGUCCUCAUUGCUGGGGUUUACCUGUACUUCUCCAGAGCCCCCGGCAAAUCCAUACGAGCAACAGUGUCCACCUCCCUGCCAUAUGACCACAUUGCCACCGAGUCCGCCUUCGACAACCCCAUCUACGAGACCACAAACAAUGAGGAAACGAGAGAGUACGAGGUUUCCAUUUAGAGAGACUGCGCACCUCAGCUUGGGAGAACGCCAGCCUUUUUUUCGCCUCGUGGGAACUUUGUCCGCACUCCUUCUCUCACCCCUCCCCUCCCUCUGCUCCCCCUCUUUGUUGUCAUCCUCUUCCUCCUCCUCCUCCCUCUCCCGAUGGCUGUAAAUAUUCUUGUCUCCGGGGACUCCUGUAAGCGUUGCACAGGGAGGGGGGUGGACAGCGGUAUUUUUGUAGCUACGGUA
Molecule: messenger RNA, 3635 nt
Organism: Megalops cyprinoides (Indo-Pacific tarpon)
Lineage: Eukaryota; Metazoa; Chordata; Actinopteri; Elopiformes; Megalopidae
Product: seizure protein 6 homolog
Exons: 18
Coding region: 294-3404 (1036 amino acids)
Biological process (GO): synapse maturation; regulation of dendrite development
Cellular component (GO): neuronal cell body; dendritic shaft; dendritic spine
Source: RefSeq, a predicted model, not a curated record